CUGUGUAACAGUGAAAAAUACAGAUUUGUAGUUGGUACUUUCUCUCUCUUCCGACAUCUCUCCACCGAUUGUCCAGAAACCUCACUAGGGUUUUCGCAGCUUAACAUUGCCGUAAACUCAUUUCAAUUUAUUCCCAUUAUACAGAAUACCAGAUCACUGAAUCUACACUUCGUUUCAGAAGGAUGAGUUUCUUUACUGAGUAGUUCAAUUAUCCGUGCUUGCAAUUUUAAGGGAUCAUUGUUACUCUGGCUGCCGAGCAUUAGAACAAGAGUUUGAAUUAGUGGAGCCCCUUUUGAGCAAAUAAUGUAAAAGCUUCCCAGAAACUUGUAUAGGCAGAACCAGUAUCGGAAGGGUUGGAUGGUGCAUCUUGAAAUGAUUAAAGGUCGUGGAACGAGUCAAUGAACUUCUGUGUAAUCAAAGAGAACUCUGGAGUCUGGAGUGCAUGUGCUGUGAUUCAUCUCUGAGUUCAGAUGUGUCCAAAAUGUUUCCUCUCCAUUGGAUUAAUAUAAACUUGAAAGGCUAUGUUCUACCUUUUUGUGUUACUAUAUCCAACUAGAUUUAUUAACUGUAAACCUAAGAGAUGGGUUCAUUUCCUGGAACUUGUGAAAUUGUUGAAUUAAGGGAAGAGCUGAAUUCAGUUGAAAAAUCUAAACGAAUUCAUCUACCAAAACCAUAUGACAGAGAACUGAAGCCUCUGUCAAAAAUGGGUUCUGAUAAUUCUCUAGAAGAUGAUAUCAAUAAGCUUUUUGAGGCAAUUAAUCUCAAAGGCUCAUCCAAGGGUUCAGGUCUUUCAGACACGGCCCCCUCAAGGAAAAAUGCGUCAAAGAAACCCAUUAAGAUCGGUGUGCCUCCUUCACCAUCAUUUGGCUUUUCUGAGUCAGUGUCUUUGAAGCAGGCACUAAGGGGGCUAUGCAUAUCUCAGGCAUCAGAACUGGCUGCCAUGAAACGGUUAUCUAAGCCAGCAGGUUCUCCUAGGGUGUCAGAAGCAGGUAUGAUCACGAGUUUGUACAGGUCUGUUGCAACUGAAGCUGGUGAAUCUAGUGCUUCCCUGGAAGAUCAUAAGAGGGUGGCACCUGAAAGAUCUCUAAUGCCGGAAGAAAGCACAUCAAAUCCUUCUGAAAAGAUACCUCCGUACCUUCAAGCUCCUCGAUUUGUUGGGGCAACAGCAGAAAAGGGAACAGCGAGGCCAUUUAGCCAAAGUGCCCAUUCUUCUCCUCGAUUUGUUGGGGCAACAGCAGAAAAGGAGAAAGUGAGGCCAUCUAGCCAAAGUGCCCAUUCUUCUCCUCGAUUUGUUGUGGCAACAGCAGAAAAGGGAACAGUGAGGCCAUCUAGCCAAAGUGCCUAUUCUUCUCCUCGAUUUGUUGUGGCAGCAGCAGAAAAGAAAACAGUGACAUCACAUAGUCAAAGUGCCCAUUCUUCUCAUCAAUUUGUUGUGGCAACAGCAGAAAAGGGAACAGGAUCCGCACCAACAGAAAAUAUACCAGCGUCAAUUGAAGUUCGGAGUUUAACACCAAAGAUAAAUGAGAUUGUACCUGCAUCAACAAAGUCUUGCAGUCAAACACCAAAGACAGAGCUGGCAUUGGAAGAACAAGUUGAACAACAUAGAGUGGUUCCUUCUCUAUCUUGUCAUGAUACUGGUGAUAACAUAUUAAAGCCGGGUAAGAACAUUCCUGCCUUAAUUAGGUUUGAGAACAAAGUCCCAGCAUCAAAGUCAAGGCAUAAAGGAAGGUUUCGAACUCUUCCCUCUUCAUCGAGUGUAAUCAACACCAAUAAGGUAAGCAAAUCAACAAGGAACGCCCGUUUGGUCAAGCCAGUUGUUAAGAACAAGGCUAUUGUUAAGAAGACUUUAAAGCACGAUUCGACUUCUGCUGCCUCCAUUUCUAAUACAAAUAAGGAAACUAAUAGGGACUUGGAUACUAAUGCUACUCAAUUGAUUUGCCAGAGAUGCCAAUGCUCUUUGACAAAUGAGAGGAAAGGUUCCAGUAUAGAUUCUCCAGCAUCCAACUCUGCAAGUCUCGGUGCCGAGACCAGUUUGAGUAGUGUGAACUCUUGUGCCACCAAACCAGGCUUUACUUCCAAUGGCUUUAAUAAAAGCAGAGCUGUGGUCACAAAAGCUAACAAGAACUCAAAAUCUGGAGAAAAAGGAGAAGUCUCCCAAAGUUCAAAAAGUAGCCUUGGUGAGUAUAGCACUAGCACUAGCAUCAGUGAAGACAGUAACCUUAGUGGGUCUAGUUGUGGCAAUAAACCUCACAUGUCGAAGGAUUUAAGGUGGGAAGCCAUCCGCCAUGUUAGGAAGCAGCAUGGAGAUCUAAGCUUGAGGCACUUUAAUCUCUUAAAGAAGCUUGGUUGUGGAGAUAUUGGCACAGUAUAUCUUGCCGAACUAAUUGGAACAAACUGCCUAUUUGCCAUAAAGGUCAUGGACAAUGAAUACUUGGCGAGAAGAAAGAAGAUGCCAAGGGCCCAAACUGAAAGAGAAAUACUGAGAAUGCUGGAUCAUCCUUUUCUUCCUACACUAUAUACCCAGUUCAUGUCAGAUAAUCUUUCAUGUUUAGUUAUGGAGUAUUGUCCAGGUGGAGAUCUGCACGUCCUCCGGCAGAAGCAACCUGACAGAUAUUUUCCCGAACAAGCAGCAAGGUUCUACGUUGCUGAAGUCCUCCUUGCUUUGGAGUAUUUACAUAUGCUUGGAGUUGUCUACCGAGAUUUGAAACCAGAAAACAUUCUGGUCAGAGAAGACGGCCACAUCAUGCUUACAGAUUUUGACCUGUCUCUUAGAUGCACUGUGAACCCCACCCUCCUGAAAUCAUGUUCGUCAAAUAUGGAGCCCCCGAAGAUGUCAGGUCCAUGCACCGGAUCUAGUUGCAUUGACCCUUUUUGUAUUGAACCAUCGUGUCAAGUCCCAUGCUUUAGCCCUAGGAUUUUACCGACUACUGCAAAAUCAAGAAAGCUAAAAGCUGACCUUGCAGCCCAGACCAGAUCGUUGCCACAGCUUGUGGCUGAGCCAACAGAUGCACGCUCCAAUUCCUUUGUCGGGACCCAUGAGUAUUUGGCCCCCGAGAUCAUCAAAGGAGAGGGUCAUGGAAGUGCUGUUGAUUGGUGGACAUUUGGCAUCUUUCUCUAUGAGCUUCUGUAUGGUAAGACACCCUUUAAGGGUUCUGGUAAUGAAGAAACUUUAGCCAAUGUGGUGUUGCAAAGCCUCAAAUUUCCAGACAUCCCCCUUGUUAGUUUCCAGGCAAGGGAUCUCAUCACAAGCUUGCUAGUAAAGGAGCCUGAGAAUCGGUUGGGAUCGGAGAAAGGGUCUGCUGAAAUCAAGCAGCAUCCAUUUUUUAAUGGCCUAAAUUGGGCUCUGAUUCGCUGUGCUAUUCCACCGCAGCUACCUGAGUUCUGUGAUCUUGAGGUUCUGAACAUGGCCACUCAGGAAAAGGAGAGAAAGUUUCUGGAGUAUAGGGCUACAGGAGAGCACCUGGAGUUUGAGUUGUUCUAGCAAAAUUCUCUUCUUUUCGGAAGAGAAGCUCUCAUGUUAGGUAUUAAUCCUUACCUCUCCUCCCUUGUUGUAACUUAUUUCUAGCAUAUAAUGUAAAUUUGGUUGAGAAUAUUGUGGAAUGCCAUCGUUUAUGAUAUCGGAAAAUACCAUUGGCUGAUAAUAA
Molecule: messenger RNA, 3644 nt
Organism: Cornus florida
Lineage: Eukaryota; Viridiplantae; Streptophyta; Magnoliopsida; Cornales; Cornaceae
Product: serine/threonine-protein kinase D6PKL2-like
Exons: 4
Coding region: 581-3481 (966 amino acids)
Biological process (GO): protein phosphorylation
Cellular component (GO): cytoplasm; plasma membrane; nucleus
Molecular function (GO): protein serine/threonine kinase activity; ATP binding
Source: RefSeq, a predicted model, not a curated record